CAAGAACAUGGGCUCCUCAGUAAGCCGUGAGCAAAGUAGGAUCGAUACUAAGCUAUACAAAUGGUCGAGUGAAGAAUUCCACGAGGAAUGUGCUCUCAUGUACACUUCGACCGGUCGUUUAUUAGCACCAAGAUCUCGCACUUCUUAUUAUAGAGUGAACCCCAACAAGUUGAUUCUUACGUUCGAUAAUCACUUGAUCCUAUCCAAUCGUGUCAGAGUAAAUAUGGAGUUCAAAGCUGUAAGAGAUAGCAAUGGGCUUUACAAGUUUGGUGCUGUUAAACUCAAAGAUUCAGGUGAUGUUCUCAGCGAGCGAAGUCUAGGAACAAGCGAAUCCAAGGUAUUGCUGCAGAUGACUAUUUUAUGCUUACCAUAGCCAUUAACUGUGAUCCUUCGGAAGGCAUGUGAAACUUUCAGGUCCGUAUCGUUAUUACUCAGGAGAGAAGGUGUUAUGUGAUACAGAUUCUAUAUCAGUAUGGCUCCAGAUGAUGUUAUAGAAAUUGCAGAAAAAAUUCGCAAAGGAUUGAAGCCAAGAGUUGUAAAAACCAAGAGAACAGACAGUGUUGGGGUUCCUGGAGGCCCAUUACCAAAAAA
Molecule: messenger RNA, 591 nt
Organism: Prosopis cineraria
Lineage: Eukaryota; Viridiplantae; Streptophyta; Magnoliopsida; Fabales; Fabaceae
Exons: 2
Coding region: 8-373 (121 amino acids)
Source: RefSeq, a predicted model, not a curated record